AUGGAUACUCACGAUGAGUGUUUGAGUUACACUAGCCUGAGGGAUGUGCUUCCGGCGUCGUCGCUGUCAACGACUCGGAUGGACAGCUGGCGGGAGAUAUCAAUCAAGGAUCCGCUGGUGCAGCAUGCAGCGUGGGCAUACCUACAGCCGAUGAUGACGGCGUGUGAGCAGGUUGAACGCGGGUCUUUUCUCCGGAGGAUAAAGAACAAGUGCUGUGGACUGUUCGAGUGCUUCAACGACGUCGUGUUGAUAUCCGUGAAGAGUUUGUUUUCUUCUCAGCAAGGGAGUCAAGAAGAGGAUGAAUAUAAACUUGAAUGA
This is a messenger RNA of Fraxinus pennsylvanica, 318 nucleotides long. The record is from the annotation of a GenBank genome assembly. Lineage: Eukaryota; Viridiplantae; Streptophyta; Magnoliopsida; Lamiales; Oleaceae.